Messenger RNA from Spirometra erinaceieuropaei, 3561 nucleotides. Lineage: Eukaryota; Metazoa; Platyhelminthes; Cestoda; Diphyllobothriidea; Diphyllobothriidae. The record is from the annotation of a GenBank genome assembly.
AUGCAGACAAACCUCUUCCUCCUCAAUUUGGUAAUAAUGUCUCUCUUCCACUUCGGGUACGUCUUCAUAAAAACUGUUCUAGCUAUGAUGACUUGAUCUGUUAUCUUUUUGAUUGUACCUAGUAUCUAGCAGGCAGUAGAAUUUUGGUUUUAUUUUAAUGCCAGUUUCUUUGGAAAUAAUCCUUCAGAAAUCAUGAGAAAUUUUGUAGCAGAAGCAGUCUGAUUGCGAUACGCAGAACCACUCAGAUGAAGAAGAAACGUGUUUACCACAGUGUCCGUCGUCCCUCUACAGACCCUCUCACCGAACAUGAAUUGUCAUAAAUAUUUCCAAAAUAAAACAUCAAUUGUUGAUAAUUUUUGCAAAGUAAAACCCACCUCGUAUGAUAGCUCCGUCAGUCUUUCCAUGAGAAGAAUGUUCUAGCUAGCAGCAUCCGAUGAGCAACGCAAAUCAACCUUAUGGCGGCCAGCAAUUUAUUUAGAAAAUAUAAUAAUGUUACAAGCAGCUGCUUUUGAAAAGUAGUCCAGAUGCAAAUUGAAUGCGUGUACGCUCAAGCCGAAUAUAAGUGCUUUCAUCAAAAACGACAAAAUUCUGAGCAGGAUAAAAGGAUUCUGAUAUUGUUCUCAGUGAUAUGUCAUUACGUUAGCUCGGAACUGUAAUUAUUGUUAGACACAAUGUAAACGGGCAAACACUGGAAAUGUCACUCCCAAUUCUUUUUAGACAUAAGUUAUUAUGGGAUUUACGAAAAUGGUGUUAUGUUAGCAACGUUGUUUUCCAGAUGUGGAAGCAAAUUAUGCGACUGGAGCAAACGUCUGUUUCCGAAGAAUGCUACCGGAAACAUAACUCUGGAAGUUCCGAUUGAGACCAGUUAUAGGGUACGUUAACCAUUUAAAAUGCAAUUUCUGUACCAUAUUUGAAUGUAACAUAUCUCUGAAGACGCAAUUUUGAUGUGACACUGCAUAAUAAUUCGCAUACCAAUUUAAUUAAGGCUGUUUUUUCGUGUUAAAGAGCGGAUAUCUGGCAAGUGGACCCUUCUGGACAUAUAUUUGGGCAAGAGGAUGGUGUUCGUACAAGGAAGGUUACUUUCGCUGUCCCUACAUCAAACGUAUGACCACAUUGCACCUUUAAAAUCCAUAAUUAACUUUAUUUACGUGAAAAUGCCUUUAGUCUAUUUCCUAGUCAUACUGCAUUCACACUGAGGUAUUAAAUGCAAAAACGUACUUGCUCUUUUUGAAUAUUUUUGUUCCACUCGCAGUCCCGACUUACAAACUCCACGAUUCCCUGCAAUACGAUGAAUGACAUUCUUUUUUCAUGCUUCUGAUUAAGACGAUGACUAUGAUGCAACUGCCCUAACGUUUUCGAAUGCCGAGAAACUUUCCUACGUUUUGCUGAACAGUAAAUAUCCAGUAACAAUUCACAAGCCUGAGGAUGAGAGUAUUCGUACGUUUAACCAUCCCUUAGUUAAACAUAGUGCAACUUUCUUGCAAACCGCGCAAACUCUGCCUGUGCAGAAGGCUGUCACUAAGCUUUUUCCUGAAACAUUUAAUUUUAGCUGGCUUUUAUGUGAAAGAGGGUACAGCAUUGGACAUCUGCACUGAUAACAUCACCCUAAAACUGCAAUGGGCGUUCAAUGGCAACGAAUCGGACCUACAGGAUGUGAGAUAUUCACGAAUUAUUUCAAGCCUUUCUCAUCAGAAUGCUGUAGGAAAUAUUCACCUAAUAGACGUUUUGUAUUUAAAGAUUAGUUGUUACACGUCUGGGAAGAAUAUUUGCUCGGGAUUGCGACGCGUCAGUGAGCCAUCAAACGGAAAAUGUGGUAGGCGACCUUUCAAUUGACUGUUCUUUAUCAUCCGUACGGCGUUAACCUCGAAUGCUAUCAUUAAAAUAAUUACUAACACAAAUUUGUCCAUAUCUAAUUUCCGAGGAAAUUGAUUCGCAAGCUUGGAGUAUAUAUAUAUCAGUGGGCCCCCAGCUUUCCGCGUGCGUUUUCUGGUCUAUGAACUCCAGUUUCCAAUUUCGUACCGUGCCUGAAAAGGCCUGUUCUGAGAGACCCACUCCGAGUUCGCGCAUUAAUUUUCGCGGAAAGUAGCUAAGAAAGUUGAAAUAAGACAUCAUAUAGAAGAGUACACACGGGAAAAGCUGGAGGACCCACUGAUGCGCCGAACCCUUCGCAGCUGCAUCAGGCAGCGGCAUAAGAUCGACAACACACUCGAGUCUGGGUUCCUUAGAUAAUACUAGUGUUGUCAGUACGGUAAAAUAAUUACACAAUUACGAAUUUGCCCAUUAUUGCACCUCCAUUUGUUGAGGAUGAUCUAGACCGCUUACAGAAUGAGACCGCCGGUCAAAAAUAUUUUAAUCAAGUCUAAUAAUUGUUUAGUGUGACUCACGGAAGAUGGUAUCCCCGGAUAUACUGAGUGGUCCACAAAGGGCCUACCCACACCUAAUGUAUUCACUCUCUUAGAUAACCCAGUAUAAAGGGGAAAGCUGAAGCAGAUUCAGGUGUUUUCGCAAUCCUGAGAUUUUUGUCAUUUACAUCUGACCCACUACGUUCAUAAAGAUGGUUGAGACAGCUUUGUGUGAUUGAUUAUGUAGGUAAGUCGGUAAAUACAUUUUCCUGAUGAUUGUUUAUCCACUGAAAGUCAUCCAGUGACCAUAUACCACAACGCUGUGGAUAAAAAUCGGAAUCAUUAAAUCUUAAAUUAUUCUCGUUUGCACUGAUAUAAUACCGGAAUUAAAAUAUAUAUCUUGCAUUUUCCUCUUUCAUAUCAUUUAGGCUACUAUAUGAAUGAUGGUCGUGUAACAGUCGGUCUUUAUGUGACUAACAGAAGAGCUUUAAAGAGUUUCUUCUACUGUUACGCGGACAAGCAGAAGACUAAAGCACUAACCUACAUUAUUGACUGGAGAGGUUGGUCUUUGACAUUGCUGUGUAAUGUCUGUGCAAUGUUAAUGCCUUUUUGACUGUUUGUAUGCAGACACAGUUUUUGAGUUUUAUGUAAAAACAUUCUUUGUUACUUUAGGUUUUUCUAAAAGUAACCCCGGACCAGUCACCACUACGCAAAUGGUGCAGCAAAAAACCACUUCGGGGGCUGCGAAAUUAGUAGGUAAGUCAGAGCUGGGGGUCUAAAUUAAUGUUGCUUUUUUAUACAAAACGUAUCGGUUUAACGACAGUUUUACUAAAAAAAUGGGUUCUCUUGUUCGUAACACUCUGAAAGCUUCCUUAUUUGCCCACUUUCACACCGCGUGAAGGAGCGGCGUUUCCAGUCUUCUACUUGUAGACAGAUGUACGGGUACUUAAGAAAGUAUUUGGCGAGAAUGUGGCAAAGUGCUGGUAACAAAAUCGUCUUGAGGAAUUCGCUGAAAUAUGGCAAAGAGACGAAAUUGCAGUGACAGAAUCUUCUGCCCAAACCCAUUGGGCCAUUAAAGACCGUAAUAAAAUAUAAUUUUUAACAGUGUAGGUGGGGAUAAUUAAUUGUGAAAAUUUAAGAAAUUUAAUGUUGAUUUGUGCUUUUUCUUCUGUCUGCAGUGUGUGCCAUCCUGUUUAAUUUCUGCGUGUUCCUGGUGUGA